ACCACCGUGCUACACGGACUAGCAUCCGAGCUACCGCUAUUUUAUAUCGUUCUGAUUUCAUUCAUUCUGAACACAAACGGGACUUUUGUGUAGUGAAUAAAUCAAUAGAGUUCUUUAUUUCCUCUCUGUGAUCUAAAAGCGCCGUUUGAAGGAAGCAGCCCAGUGUGAUGACGUCAGCGGGGGGACAGGGUGGCACCGUGUCCACCAAAUCCUCACCACCCAGGAAAAUGAAAUGGGCCCUGGAGCUGAGCCUAGCCAACACCAGGAGUCGAGCCGACAGACAGAAGGACGAUGUGAUGUACCCUGUAGGAUAUUCGGAUAAACCCGUCCCAGAUACCAGCGUACAGGAAGCGGAUCGGAACCUGGUGGAGAAGAGGUGCUGGGACGUGGCCCUGGGGCCCCUGAAGCAGAUCCCCAUGAACCUGUUCAUCAUGUACAUGUCCGGCAACACCAUCUCCAUCUUCCCCAUCAUGAUGGUCUGCAUGAUGGCGUGGAGACCCAUCCAGGCGCUCAUGUCCAUGUCUGCUACGUUUAAACUCCUGGAGAGCUCCAGUCAGCAGUGGCUGCAGGGCUUGGUUUACCUGGUGGGCAACCUGCUCGGAUCGGCGCUGGCCAUCUACAAGUGCCAGUCCAUGGGUCUCCUCCCCACGCACUCGUCUGAUUGGCUGGCCUUCAUCGAACCACCUCAGAGGUUGGAGAUAACGGGUGGAGGAGUAGUGCUGUGAGCACACACACACACACACACACACACACACACACACACACACACACACACACACACACACUGCAUUUGAACACUGUUGGAUUAACUGAUGUACAUUAGAAACGAGAUCCUGAUGUUUCCUGAUGUUUUUGUUUAUUUCUGCUGUGAAUAAUAAUUUGCUUAUAAAGAUUUAAUAAACGUCCCCAGAUUCCCUUUCA
This is a messenger RNA of Trichomycterus rosablanca, 921 nucleotides long. RefSeq names its product ER membrane protein complex subunit 4 (gene emc4). The transcript has 6 exons. Lineage: Eukaryota; Metazoa; Chordata; Actinopteri; Siluriformes; Trichomycteridae. Gene Ontology annotation, biological process: protein folding in endoplasmic reticulum. The record is from RefSeq and is a predicted model, not a curated record. The coding region runs from base 168 to 725 and encodes 185 amino acids. Gene Ontology annotation, cellular component: EMC complex.